AGUGCCGCCGUGGCUCGCGAAGAACUUCGUGCUCAUGAUCACUCACCGGAGCGACUCGACUUCAGAACCGCGCCUUAUGUUGCUAGUGACGCUCGUAACUACUACUCGUCUAACGCCAGUCCGAGCUACACGAGAAAGUUUGACGAGAAUCAGUCGUGGGCGUCCGAGCCGCGACGUUUCGAGGUGUACAAGACCAGGGCUGAGCGAGACGCCGAGAGAAACGUUCACGCACCCAAUGGCGCUCCCUCCUACCGCCCAGCCUCGUACUACUCGACCGCAAGCGAUCGCCCACUGACCCACCUCUCUCUCGCGCCUAUAGAAAGCAAGCAUUCGUUCAAAGUUGACGCAUACUGCACUGCCCCGAGCAACGACCCAUAUCGAACCAGAUCGAGGACCAGUUCCUCUUACAAGAAAAUACCGUACGAGUUCCGUCCAACAGCUCGGCGAUUCUUCAAGAGCGAGACCGAUAGGCCAUACAUUCGCACUCGCUCGAUGGAUAGAAAACAAGGGUUUGGAGAAGACUUUGACUAUGCAGCGCAGCUCAGAAGUAGACACAUAACACCGGAACCGGUUGCUGAUUAUGCCUACGUGAACUAUCAUGACACAUCAAACGGUAGAGCUAGCGCUGCCAGAGACGAAAAGGGACAGCCAAGAAGCAUUCUGAAGAAUAAGCAGAGUGUUGAUGUCGAGCAGCGAGGUGGAGGCGACGAGGCUGGCAGUCGAGGAGAAGGAAGCAGUGGUGUCGGGCCGGUGCGCUCGGUUCGUGUGCUGUGCCCCUAUCCUUUAGUUCCUAAUCUGUUCCCUCCCUCUUUGUGUCCUGAAGGCAGUGCUUCUGCUCCAAUCUGUGGUCACAUUUCUGUUAAAGGCAAUCUUGUGGAAACGCAUCGACCUCUCAACAACUAUAUUAUGAACGCCUCACUCGAUUACUUG
Ostertagia ostertagi is the source of this 930-nucleotide messenger RNA. Lineage: Eukaryota; Metazoa; Nematoda; Chromadorea; Rhabditida; Trichostrongylidae. The record is from the annotation of a GenBank genome assembly.